GAUUCACGACAAAGCUGGACAGCGAGGCGGUAAUGGCGACUGUAAAUCUGUAAAAUGUUUCGAAUUGAAACAUGGCAGGAAAGACAAACACAGAGCUGUAAGGAACAAGGAAAACGUGUGCGCGCAACGAAAAAUCUCAAAGCUGUAAGAGAAGUCAACAAACCGCGGUUCUGAUCCACAAAUCGGCGCCGCACCUUUCUCAGCUCAAUCCAUACAUGGAAUUAUCCUCUCGAUUCUGAUCCAUAAUCGCCGCCGCACGCAGACUCUGUCCGUUUUUUCGACAAUUGUUGAACAUUUCGAUUCAAUCGGAGGAAGUUUCCGGUAAUAAUGGGCGGUUGUUUUAGCAAGAAGAAGUACCAAACCAGCUCCGGCGCCAACGGCUUCAGAUCGGAGAAGCCGCGCCAUAGCGAUCAGGACAGACAAAGUUACGAGAAUUAUUACAAAUCAUCGGCUCCGACCGCCGCCGCCGCCCCCCAAUCCCAACCCCCACCGCCGCAGCCGGUAAUUCGGAACCCUAACCCUAACCCUAUCCCAAAUCCAAAUCCAAAUCCUGUACGGACAAAUCCCCAACCCCAACCUCCUGUCCAAAAAUUGGAGCCAAACAACAUCCUAGGAAAGCCAUUCGAGGAUGUAAGAUCAAAAUACACAAUCGGGAAGGAGCUCGGGAGGGGACAAUUUGGGAUAACCUAUUUAUGCACGGAGAUUUCGACCGGCCACAAUUACGCCUGCAAAUCGAUAUUAAAGAGGAAGCUGGUGAACAAGAACGACAAGGAGGAUAUGAAAAGGGAGGUUCAUAUAAUGCAACAUUUGAGCGGACAGCCAAACAUCGUAGAAUUCAAAGGCACAUUUGAGGAUAAGCUGUCCGUGCAUUUAAUAAUGGAGCUCUGCCGCGGCGGCGAGCUUUUUGACAGCAUUAUCGCGCAGGGCCACUACUCGGAGAGGGCCGCCGCCGAUCUCUGCCGCCAGGUCGUAAACGUCGUCCACCAUUGCCAUUUCAUGGGCGUUAUGCACCGCGAUCUCAAACCCGAGAAUUUCUUGCUUUCGAGCAAGGACGAUAAGUCCAUGCUCAAGGCCACCGAUUUUGGGCUAUCGGUUUUCAUCGAAGAAGGUAAGGUGUAUCGGGAUAUAGUCGGAAGCGCGUAUUACGUCGCUCCCGAGGUUUUGCGGCGGAAUUACGGGAAAGAAAUCGAUAUUUGGAGUGCUGGCGUCAUUUUGUAUAUCCUCCUUAGCGGGGUGCCUCCGUUUUGGGCCGAAAAUGAAAAGGGCAUCUUCGAUGCCAUCUUGAAUGAAGACAUUGAUUUCGAGAGUCAGCCGUGGCCUUCGAUUUCGAGUAGCGCGAAAGACCUCAUCCGGAAAAUGCUGUCUAAGGACCCUAAAAGGAGAAUCACUUCUACAGAAGUACUUGAGCAUCCUUGGAUUAAGGGACAGGCUCCCGACAAGCCGAUAGACAGCGCUGUCCUGUCUCGAAUGAAACAGUUCCGAGCCAUGAAUAAGCUCAAGAAACUUGCACUAAAGGUCAUUGCGGAAAGUUUGUCCGAGGAAGAAAUUAAAGGUUUGAAAGCGAUGUUUGCGAAUAUGGACACGGAUAACAGCGGUACGAUCACUUACGAGGAACUGAAAUCUGGUUUGGCUCGGCUAGGGUCCAAACUGUCUGAAGCUGAAGUGAAACAAUUGAUGGAAGCUGCCGAUGUGGAUGGCAACGGGGCAAUCGACUACAUUGAGUUUAUCACCGCUACAAUGCAUAGGCACCGGCUCGAAAGAGACGAGCAUCUCUUCAAAGCGUUUCAGUAUUUCGACAAAGAUAAUAGCGGUUAUAUUACGAUGGAUGAACUCGAGACGGCCAUGAAGGAGUACGGUAUGGGCGACGACGGCACAAUCAAGGAAAUCAUUUCGGAAGUGGACACCGAUAAUGAUGGCCGGAUCAAUUACGAGGAAUUUUGUGCGAUGAUGAGAAGUGGAACGGCGCAACAAGGCGUCAAGCUGUUCUAAAGCGACGAUACGAUCGACAGAGGUGAGUCAGUUAAUCCGGCGACAAAAUUGCAUUUUGAAGCGAAUACAAAAGAAAUUUCGAUGAGAUCUGUGGUUUGCGGUAUGGAUAUGUUUAUAUUCUUUCUUGUGUUUCGGAACCCUUCAACACGGUGUUCAAAUGUGUAAAAGUUGGUAUGAUGUUUGAAUCUUAAAGAUUUCGCAAGUAAUGUUGUGUGGUUCGGAUAUGGUCUAACCUCCGGAUGCUCGGCUAGUUUUUUGUCAUUCAUUGCCUACACUCGUUCUUAUGUCUUUCCCAAUUAUUACCCUAUUGUCGGAAUGAUUGUACUGGAAUUUUUUGUCAAGAUUGUGCGGUUGUUUGAUCUCGACGAUAA
This is a messenger RNA of Andrographis paniculata, 2360 nucleotides long. Its product is annotated as calcium-dependent protein kinase-like. Gene Ontology annotation, molecular function: calmodulin binding; calcium-dependent protein serine/threonine kinase activity; calcium ion binding. Gene Ontology annotation, cellular component: nucleus; cytoplasm. The transcript has 9 exons. The coding region runs from base 328 to 1989 and encodes 553 amino acids. Lineage: Eukaryota; Viridiplantae; Streptophyta; Magnoliopsida; Lamiales; Acanthaceae. Gene Ontology annotation, biological process: peptidyl-serine phosphorylation; protein autophosphorylation; intracellular signal transduction. The record is from RefSeq and is a predicted model, not a curated record.